AUGUAUACAACAGACAACAUCAACCACCAACACUACCAUAUCCACGUAUACAACAGACAACAUCAACCACCAACACUACCAUAUCCAUGUAUACAACAGACAACAUCAACCACCAACACUACCAUAUCCAUGUAUACAACAGACAACAUCAACCACCAACACUACCAUAUCCACGUAUACAACAGACAACAUCAACCACCAACACUACCAUAUCCACUUAAUACAACAGACAACACCAACCACCAACACUACCAUAUCCAUGUAUACAACAGACAACAUCAACCACCAACACUACCAUAUCCAUGUAUACAACAGACAACAUCAACCACCAGCACUACCAUAUCCAUGUAUACAACAGACAACAUCAACCACCAACACUACCAUAUCCACUUAUACAACAGACAACAUCAACCACCAACACUAUUAUACCCACUUAUACAACAGACAACAUCAAACACCAACACUACCAUACCCACUUAUACAACAGACAAUAUCAAACACCAACACUACCAUAUCCACUUAUACAACAGACAUCAACCACCAACACCACUAUACUCACGUAUACAACAGACAACAUCAACCACCAACACUACCAUAUCCACUUAUACAACAGACAAUAUCAAACACCAAUACUACCAUAUCCACUUAUACAACAGACAACAUCAACCACCAACACUAUUAUACCCACUUAUACAACAGACAACAUCAAACACCAACACUACCAUACCCACUUAUACAACAGACAAUAUCAAACACCAACACUACCAUAUCCACUUAUACAACAGACAUCAACCACCAACACCACUAUACUCACGUAUGCAACAGACAACAUCAACCACCAACACUACCAUAUCCACUUAUACAACAGACAACAUCAACCACCAACACUACCAUAUCCACGUAUACAACAGACAACAUCAACCACCAACACUACCAUACCCACGUAUAAAACAGACAACAUCAACCACCAACACUACCAUACCUACGUAUACAACAGACAACACCAACCACCAACAGUACCAUAUCAAUGUAUACAACAGACAACAUCAACCACCGACACUACCAUACCCACUUAUAAAACAGACAACAUCAACCACCAACACUACCAUACCUACGUAUACAACAGACAACACCAACCACCAACAGUACCAUAUCAAUGUAUACAACAGACAACACCAACCACCAACACUACCAUAUCCAUGUAUACAACAGACAACAUCAACCACCAACACUACCAUAUCCACGUAUACAACAGACAACAUCAACCACCAACACUACCAUAUCCACUUAAUACAACAGACAACACCAACCACCAACACUACCAUAUCCAUAUUUACAACAGACAACAUCAACCACCAACACUACCAUAUCCAUGUAUACAACAGACAACACCAACCACCAACACUACCAUAUCCACUUAUACAACAGACAUCAACAACCAACACUACCAUAUCCACGUAUACAACAGACAACAUCAACCACCAACACUACCAUACCCACGUAUAA
Molecule: messenger RNA, 1506 nt
Organism: Mytilus trossulus (common blue mussel)
Lineage: Eukaryota; Metazoa; Mollusca; Bivalvia; Mytilida; Mytilidae
Product: LIM domain-containing protein A-like
Exons: 1
Coding region: 1-1506 (501 amino acids)
Source: RefSeq, a predicted model, not a curated record